AUGAGCCAGAUUGUGAUUGGCACAGCCCUGCAGGUCUCAGCAUAUCACAUCGCUCACCUUAUCGUUGGACGCGUCGUCACCGGGACGGGAACUGGUCUCAAGACGUCGACCGUUCCAAUGUAUCAAUCAGAACUUUGCCCACCGACCACGAGGAGCCGUCUUGUCAGCGCCGAUGUCAUGUUUGUUGGAAUCGGCAUCAACAUUGCCUACUGGUUCAAGUUUGGCAUGAGCUACGUCGGAGGCCCCGUCGCGUGGUGUCUUCCGAUCUCUAUACAAGCACUCUUCGCAAUCGGAGUGAUAUUUCUCGUGUUCGCAUUACCCGAGUCCCCUCGAUGGCUUUUCAAUCAUGGAAGGCAGGAGGAAGCCAUUGAAGUACUCUGUUUGAUCUACGACAAAGACCCCGCCGAUCCUGUCAUUCUCACCGAGCGCUCCGCGAUACAGCAGGCAAUUGCACUCGAGUUGAUUGGAACUCAACAGGGCCAGAUAUUCUUCUCCAUCUUCAAGCGGGACCGCGUGCGAACAAGAUAUCGGAUACUCUUAGCUUGGUUCAUUCAGUUUAUGAACCAGGCCAGCGGUAUCAACCUAGUCGUCUAUUACAUUCCUGUUGUUCUCCAAGACAGCGUGGGUUUGACUGGCCGAACGAGUUCGAUUCUGGGUGGGUUCAUCCUCCUGAUGUUUGUGCUGGGACGAAUCUGGCCCUCUCUAGCCCUUGACCGAAUGGGACGUCGCAAAACAAUGAUGUGGGGAUGCGGCGUUCUCGGCGUCUCCAUGCUCUUCAUUGCCUGUCUUCUUUCACAGGCAGACAAGGAGACAGCCCGCGGCCAGAAAUUCGCCAUAGCCUCGGUGGCUUUCUUCUUCGUCUACAUGCUUGGAUUUGGUUCUUCGUAA
Colletotrichum aenigma is the source of this 888-nucleotide messenger RNA. RefSeq names its product Sugar transporter STL1 (gene STL1-5). Bases 1 to 888 code for a protein of 295 amino acids. Gene Ontology annotation, biological process: transmembrane transport; carbohydrate transport. Lineage: Eukaryota; Fungi; Ascomycota; Sordariomycetes; Glomerellales; Glomerellaceae. The record is from RefSeq and is a predicted model, not a curated record. The transcript is spliced from 4 exons. Gene Ontology annotation, cellular component: membrane. Gene Ontology annotation, molecular function: carbohydrate:proton symporter activity.